AUUCCAGCAAUGUCCCGAGCGUGCGUUGUUGGCGCCGGAGCGGCGGGGCUGUGUGCGGCCCGACACCUGCUCGCAGAGAGCUGCGUGUCCCAGGUGGACGUGCUGGAACAGUCCCGACAAGUUGGAGGGACCUGGGUGUACACCGAACACACGGGAUAUGACGACUUCGGGCUGCCCAUACAUACCAGCAUGUACAAGAGUCUCAGAACCAAUCUGCCCAAGGAGAUCAUGGGGUUCCCUGACUUCCCGAUCCCGGAAAGCGACAAGUCGUACCUGCCCUCCAAGGACAUGCUGGCCUUCCUGCAGAUGUACGCGGAGAAACAUGGAGUCACGGAACAUAUCAAAUUCAAACAUCACGUUCAGCUGAUCAAGCCCCGAGCUACCCCCUCUGGCGAGGUCUGGGACGUGAGCUACAAGAACUUGGUGACCGGGGUCUCAGAGACCAAGGAGUACGACUACGUGUUCGUCUGCAACGGCCAUUACAACACGCCGUUUAUACCCAGUAUACCGGGGCUUAAGGAGUUUGAAGGAGACGUAAUGCACAGCCACGACUACCGCGUGCCAGACAUCUUCGCCAACAAGCGCGUGCUCGUGGUCGGCGCCGGUCCCUCCGGCAUGGACAUCGCGCUAGAAGUCACCUACGUAGCCACCCGCGUCAUACUGAGCCACCACCUCACGGAGAAGCCGAGGACCGUGUUCCCGGACAAUCUGGUGCAGAAGCCUGAUAUUGAGAGGCUGGAAGGGAGGAAGGUGGUGUUUGUGGAUGGAAGCGUUGAGGAGGUGGAUGUCGUCUUCCUUUGCACUGGCUACCUGUACAACUUCCCGUUCCUGCACCCGUCGUGCGGCGUGGUGGUGGACGACAACUGCGUGGAGCCGCUCUACAAGCAUCUCGUCAACAUUCGCCAUCCGUCCAUGUGCUUUGUGGGCAUACCGUAUUACGUGUGCGCCUUCUCAAUGUUUGAUUUACAGGUCCGGUACUACAUGAAUCAUAUCAACGGCACCUUCAAACUACCCUCACAAGAGGCGAUGACACGGGAUUGCGAAGAAGAGAGGCUAGACCGAAGGGCGCGAGGGCUCACCAAGCGGCAGACGCAUAUGAUGGGGCCAGACCAGGCGGAGUACUACUUCUCCUUGUCGACUGAGAGUGGAGCUGCGCCCCUCCCGGCGGUGUUCACGAUGAUCCAUAACGACAGCAGCCAGAAAUUUUUGGAUGACCUCAUCCACUAUCGCCAGGACGUCUACUGCGUUAUUGAUGAUGAUCAUUUUGUUUGUUAUACUAAAUCUUAAGAAUAUUUUUGAUAU
Messenger RNA from Cydia amplana, 1302 nucleotides. It is a transcript of the gene Fmo-1, whose product is annotated as senecionine N-oxygenase-like. Lineage: Eukaryota; Metazoa; Arthropoda; Insecta; Lepidoptera; Tortricidae. The coding region runs from base 10 to 1287 and encodes 425 amino acids. The record is from RefSeq and is a predicted model, not a curated record. The transcript is spliced from 7 exons. Gene Ontology annotation, molecular function: flavin adenine dinucleotide binding; NADP binding; N,N-dimethylaniline monooxygenase activity.